GUCCACCAAGUUUGCAAAGGCAGCAACACGGCGUCAUGAAGUUCUCUACAGUGUCCGCGCUGCCCACGCUGGUCCUCUUGACAGCUCUGUCUACGGCGACUCUUGCUGCCAGUGCAACCGAUAACCCUACAUCAUCCCUCCUGACUCUUCUCGCCGGAAAAGUCACCAAUCUCGAUGCCGCCAUCUCCUCCUACACCAGGGACGCCGACCUUUCGUCCAUCCAGUCUGCAUCCAAUGCCCUCAUUAUAACCCUCGACCGCGGCCUGCGGGGCAUCUCAUCAGGGCCGGAUCUCACCACUGCUGAGACCAAGGCUCUCGCCCCGCAGUUCGAGGCUCUCACCACCUCGCUCAAAACGACCCUCUCAGAUCUUGUCGAGAAGAAACCGCUCUUUGAUCGCACCGAGUCCACCAUCUGCGAAAGCGACAGUAUCUCCAUCAAGAAGGCCCUGCACAACCAGCACGCCGUCUGGGACAAACUGUUCACUCUCCUUUCGUCCAAGGCCCCUGAGACAGAAUCUACGCGCGUCGCUGGGUUCUCGGGGGGCAUCCUUGCCACAAUACAGGAGGGACUGGAUCCGUUUGUUGAGGCCACGAGGGGUUGCCCGCAGGAUACUGCACUUGCUCCUGCUCCCCCUGCUCGCAUCGAACUCCGCUCGUAUACGAGUGGGAACUCCUCGGCGCCUGGAAAUGGGACCUCGACCCUUGUUCCCGUGCCUGCUCCUACCCAGACGACAGGUACUGAGCCUCCGGCUUUUACGGGUGCGGCUGCUGGUAUAGUUGCUAAUGGAGGAGGAAUAAGGAUGGUUGGGCUGGGUGUUUUUACAGCUUUGGUGGCAGUUGCUCUUUAGAUGGAUCGCGAGCUAUUGUCAAUACGGGGAUGGCCAUUGGACAUAGUACU
This is a messenger RNA of Aspergillus calidoustus, 898 nucleotides long. NCBI's taxonomy places the organism in Eukaryota, Fungi, Ascomycota, Eurotiomycetes, Eurotiales, Aspergillaceae. The record is from the annotation of a GenBank genome assembly.